AUGCAACCGACUACUGCUGUUUAAUCUUACCACAUUCUAGAACAAUGUGGUUAAGGCUCCUAUGGAAAAGUAAUGAUGGGUUACGUAAAAAGAGAUGACAUGGCUGAAGUGGAAAGAGAUAUCAUGAAUUUACUAAAUUCAAGCGAAUUCAUUGGUUUCCCUAGGAUUUAUAACAUGAAAUGUCUCAGUCAGGAAUAUUAAACUAUCCCAUAAGAAUAGCUGUUGGUAACUGACCUCUUGGGUAGUUCACUCUCUUGGUACUCUAAGUAAAAGCAUUUCACACUUUCCUAAGUCUAUAACAUAGGAAUAUAACUUCUUUAAAGAAUUAGAGAUUUCCACACUAUUGGAUAUGUCCAUGGGGAUAUAAAACCUUGUAAUAUACUCGUAGGUAAAGCGCUUCCUGCUGAACCAUAGAUCAAGACGAAAGCUCAUUUUGUUGGAAAAACUUUAAAAAGAAGCUCUGAAGUUAAAACUUCAUAGAAUCAAAUGCCAUCAUUGUUAAAGCAAAGCAACAUUUUCUAGGCCACGUUUAAACUUGACUAAACUUAGACACUUUAUUUGAUUGAUUAUGGAAUAUCAACUCCAUAUGUUGACUCAGAUGGCUCUCAUACUGCAUAAAAGGUUUUAAGAAACAUAAGAUGCUCUCCUUAGUAUGCAGGGCUUAACCAAAUUAAUGGAAUGAGUAAUAUUUAUAUUUUAAAUUAUUUAGCUUUGUGCAGAAAGGAUGAUAUAGAAGGUAUAUUCUACACUCUGGUUUCUCUCCUUAGAGUGCGAUCCUCAAAAAUUUCAAAUUACUCUAAAAAACCAAUGUCUGACAAUGAUUUACUCAAGGCUUUGGGAGGAAUCAAAGAUGAAAAAUAGCUUUAGGGGUAGAAAGAACUACUUAUUAUAAAAGAAACCAAGAGAAAUUUGAGCGAAUAACUUAUAAGUUCUUAUUUGCCUGAUGGAUUCGUGGAAUUUUACCAACACAUGAUUCAAUUGUAAUUUGAAUCUGAACCAGAUUAUGACUUGCUGCUAGAUAUUCUAAUAUAGGCUAAGCUAAAGUUAAGUCUAACUAGUUCACAAUUAUAAGAUAACAUAGUAGAUGAAGAGAGUGUCACUAGGGUGUCAUGUAUAUUGAAAGAAAACAACGUACCCAAAUUGUUGAAGAAAGAUUCUAGGCAAAAGAAGCAAAACGCUCUCAGCCCAUUUAUCAAAAUUAGAUUAAACUACAAUCAUCCCAAAUUGGAGCACUUAAAAAAACUUCCCUAGAUAAAAACAAAAACAAAUAACAAUGAGAUGGAUGAAACUUAGAUUCCAGAUGAAAAUAAACCUGAAAUGCUUUCACCUUAUCAGACCUUAAGAGGAAAAAUUGGCUAUAACAUCAACCAAAAUUUAUGUAAAAAUUAGGAGUAAUUAAGCUCAGAAUAAGCAUAAUACUACAAAUUGGCUAAUAAAAACACUUAAUCUAAACCAAUGACUUCGGACAUUAAAUACUCCUAAAGAUAUAAAUUUAUAAGUUGA
Stylonychia lemnae is the source of this 1503-nucleotide messenger RNA. The record is from the annotation of a GenBank genome assembly. NCBI's taxonomy places the organism in Eukaryota, Ciliophora, Spirotrichea, Sporadotrichida, Oxytrichidae.